This is a messenger RNA of Rosa chinensis, 1162 nucleotides long. RefSeq names its product B3 domain-containing protein At5g18000. NCBI's taxonomy places the organism in Eukaryota, Viridiplantae, Streptophyta, Magnoliopsida, Rosales, Rosaceae. The record is from RefSeq and is a predicted model, not a curated record. Bases 10 to 1035 code for a protein of 341 amino acids. Gene Ontology annotation, molecular function: DNA binding. The transcript is spliced from 3 exons.
CAGAAUAGAAUGUGUGGCUCACAGGAUUUCUCCACAGGACAGAACAAAGAUGAUGGAAUGUUUGCUUUUGACAUUUUUUCUCACACUUAUCCUAAAUGGAAACUUAAGUUUCCCAAAGAGACUGAGAAGGUGACCUAUGCUACCAGAAUGUUCAAUCUGAAAAAUCCUUUUUUCGCUGUCAUCUUGCAGUUCAAUAACUUCCAUCUGUUAAUUCCUGUUCCCUUUGCUAGGAGAUAUUUGAGUAGCUGCGCAGAAUUUAUCAAAUUACAGGAUUCCAAUGGUGGCCAAUGGGAUGUCCAAUGCAGUUCUACAAAUGCUUCAAGUUCAGUCCUUAGGUUCGGCAGGGGAUACAAUGUAUUUUUGACAGACAAGAAUUUGGAACAAGGAGAUGUAUGUCUCUUUGAGCUGAUAAAAAGGAAUGAUGUUUUGCUAAAAGUUUCAGUACUCCGUGCUUCUGAAUAUGAAGACAUGGUCCAUGAUAAAGAGAAGAAACUUGAUGAGAUUAAGAGCAGAAGUUAUAGAAAUGGACAUGAGGAAGAGAUACCAGAGCUAGUUGGGAGACUUAAUGAAAAGGGAAAGUCUCCCUCACACAAGUUGUCUGCGGAAGAUGAAGGAAACACAGAAUUUUGCAAUAGUGGAACUUUGUAUUAUUCUUCUAAGAUAGAAAAGACAGUGAUGUCCAAAGAAAGCAGGAGGGCGUUCAAUGCUGCCAAAAAGUUCAAGACAGAAAAUCCUGCCUUCCUUGUAUUCUUGCGACAUUAUCACAAGUCUUUUUUGGUAGUGCCUGCUGAAUUUGAUACUAAGCAUCUGGGGUAUGAAUGCCCAAUAUUCAUUACACUUGAGGCGCCUAAUGGAAAGCGGUGUCAUGUUCGCUGCAUUUAUGCUACUGAUAGGAAAAAAAUAUCUGGUGGAUGGAGUGCAUUCUCCUCAGAAAAUAAUUUGGAAGAAGGGGAUGUUUGUGUAUUUGAGCUGACUGCAAGUAAAGAUGUUGUGCUGAAGGCUUCAAUAUUUCGUGCAGCAGAAUUUGCAGACUAGUAAAUUAACAAAUGUUCCAAUUGUAGUACUGCUGUCUAAUCUUGUAGCUCAUGAGUUUUGGAUGUGCACAAGAAGUGUCAAGAAAACUGCCCUUUCUUUGGUAUUUUGUAUAGAGAGUCGGCUUCUU